Messenger RNA from Cucurbita moschata (crookneck pumpkin), 1052 nucleotides. RefSeq names its product GDSL esterase/lipase At5g62930-like. The record is from RefSeq and is a predicted model, not a curated record. The transcript has 6 exons. Bases 146 to 889 code for a protein of 247 amino acids. Gene Ontology annotation, molecular function: hydrolase activity, acting on ester bonds. Lineage: Eukaryota; Viridiplantae; Streptophyta; Magnoliopsida; Cucurbitales; Cucurbitaceae.
UUGGUCACUUCAGUUUGAUAAUUUUCGAUGGGCGAAUCCCAGUUUUGCAGAAGGAUUCAAUCUUAUCCAAAACGAAGCUUCAAUUUCACGACCAGACUGCUUAAAAGUGAAGAUCAAUCUGCAAAGAAAUGGAGAAGAACAGACUAUGAGGCCCGAGAUCGUUCUAUUUGGUGAUUCUUUAACCGAGCAAUCCUUCAGUGCAGGUGGAUGGGGAGCUGCGCUUGCUGAUACUUACUCUCGCAAGGCGGAUGUUCUUGUUCGUGGCUAUGAUGGUUACAAUACUCGCUGGGCUUUGAUUUUACUUCCUCAUGUUUUCUCCUCGAAACGAGCCCCUGCUGUGGUGACAGUUUUCUUUGGGGCCAAUGAUGCCACUAUUUUGGGGGGAAGACUUGGGAGACUACACGUACCCGUUGAAGAGUAUAAAGAUAAUCUUAAAACAAUAGUAAAUCAUUUGAAGGAGUGCUACCCAACCUCACUGGUUGUACUUAUUACUCCUCCUCCUGUUGAUGAGGAAGGGCCCAAGGAAUAUGCACGAUCUCUUGCUGAUGAAGAAGCAUUGGAAUUUCCAGAAAGAAGAAAUGAAGUAACUGGACUUUAUGCCACCAAAUGCCUCGAACUAGCUAACGAAAUGGGCCUUCACGCCAUUGAUUUAUGGUCCAAGUUGCAGGAAACGGAGGGCUGGCAGAACAAAUUUCUCAGCGAUGGAGUGCAUCUUACACCAGAAGGCAAUGCAAUUGUGCACCAAGAGCUACAGAAAGUGCUUAAUGAAACACCAGUUUCUGCUGCAAAAUUGCCUCUUGAUUUCCCACAUCAUUCCAAGAUUGAUGGAAAAUGCCCUGAAAAAGCCUUCCAAUAUCUUUCCUUGCUAUCCUCUCAUUAUCUUAUAUGAUCACACGUCAUCAUCGGUUUAAUAUUGUUUGAAGGGGCCAUGGCUAUGAUAUAUUUGCAUUUUGAUUUAUAAUUACUUACUAAAUGAUCAUUAGUAAGUAAUUAUAAUUAUUACAAUGUAGAAUAUCCCGAUUUAAAUAAUUCUAACUCAGUAAUUAAAUAUA